Molecule: messenger RNA, 1932 nt
Organism: Crotalus tigris (Tiger rattlesnake)
Lineage: Eukaryota; Metazoa; Chordata; Lepidosauria; Squamata; Viperidae
Product: sialidase-3-like
Exons: 3
Coding region: 244-1434 (396 amino acids)
Biological process (GO): ganglioside catabolic process; oligosaccharide catabolic process
Cellular component (GO): membrane; lysosome; cytoplasm
Molecular function (GO): exo-alpha-sialidase activity
Source: RefSeq, a predicted model, not a curated record
UGGAGGCCGGCGCCCGCGGGCGCCCGGGUAGGCGCCCUUCCUCCCCGUCCCGCUAACUCCGCGGCUGCUGGGCCCGGCGGGUGGGGCCCCGCGGGAGCCCCACCUCGAUCCGGUCGAGCAGGCUUCCCGGAGGAGGCGCUGCGGAGCGGAGAAGGGGACGGAAGAGAGAGCGGGGAGUUUCGGCGUUGGCGAUCCUGGCGCGGAGCGCUUGCAGCAGAGGCCGCGGGUCUGCAACGCUGAAAGAUGGCUGAGACUUUGGGGGUCUCUGAGAAAGUGACCCUCUUCCGCCAGAAAAACGGGGUCACUUACCGUAUCCCGGCUCUGCUCUACCUGCCCUCCGAGUCCACCUUCCUGGCCUUUGCGGAGGAGCGCUCCUCGGUGAAGGACCAAGAUGCCAAGUCCUUGGUGAUGCGACGCGGACGGAAAGAGGGCCUGUCUGUCAAGUGGGGUCCCCAAGAAUGUCUUGCCAUGGCCACGUUGCCAAAAUACCGCCCCAUGAACCCCUGCCCCGUCUACGAGGCCAAGGACGCCACCAUUUUCUUGUUCUUCAUUUGUGUGCUUGACCACAUCACGAACAAACAACAGAUCUGGAAGAGCGAAAACAUGACUAGGCUGGCCUACAUCUUCAGCAAAGAUGGCGGACGCACCUGGAGCCCAACGACGGACAUGACCGAACAGGUGAUUGGAGAGGAUGUGAGCAACUGGGCCACGUUUGCCGUGGGACCGGGCCAUGGGCUGCAGCUGAGCUCCGGGCGGCUGGUCAUCCCGGCCUACGCUUACUACAUUCACACACACUGGUUUGGACACCCGCUGUGCUGUGGCACCAAACCGCACCCCUUCGCUUUCUACAGCGACGACAGUGGGAAGACGUGGCUGAAGGGCCAGCUUCUCCGAAAACCCCUGCGGGCCUCAGAGUGCCAAAUGGCGGAGGUGGUGGACGAGAAUAACAGCCCAGUGUUAUACUGUAACGCCCGUGGCGGUGACGGAUACCGAGUCGAGGCCUUCAGCAGAGACGGUGGAAGACUCUUUGAACACCCCUUCCAAUCUCAGAAACUGGCGGAGCCUCAUAAGGGAUGCCAAGGCAGCGUGCUGAGUUUUCCUUCACCACAACUGGGGUUUCCCUUGGCUUCCUCAAAGACCCCUGAAUCAUGGUUGAUCUUCUCCCAUCCCACCAACCGAAAGGAGCGUGUGGAUCUGGGCGUCUACUUGAACCCCUGUCCGUUGGAGGAGAAUUCCUGGAAGACGCCAUGGAUCUUGAACACAGGACCCAGUGGCUACUCAGACUUGGCUGUUUGCACUGGGGAAAAUCCCCUCUUCUUUGGCUGUUUGUUCGAAUGUGGAGAGUCGACGUGUUACGAAGAGAUCGCCUUCCGAUUGUUCAGUGGCGCAAAACUCCUGAAAAGCCAGGACGUAACCUGUGCAGAAAAGAAUUAACUCCCUAUACAAGCCAGGCCCACAUCUCUGGGGCCCAUCAGCACCAGAGGAGGAUUAAAUCACAGCCUUUUUAUACAUAAUUUUUAUGAAUUUUUUUUAACAGAGUUAAGAAACAUAAUAGGAGCUAACUAGAAUGGAAACCAAAGGCAAUAAAGAAAAAUAGUAAAUAAUGGAAAAAAAACCAUGAAAAAAAAUAUAUAAAAAGCAGCUUCUGAUCUUCUUGACAGUGGUUAUAGAUGCAUGUAUAUUUUUCAUCAGGGAAUUGUGCAGCCGGUGUCCAAAUGAAGUCAGAGACGCUGUGCAGAAAAGAAUUAACUCCCUAUACAAGCCAGACCCACAUCUCUGAGGCCCAUCAGCAGCAGAGGAAGAUUAAAUCACAGACUUUUUGCACGUAUCUUUUAUGAAAGAAACUUUUUAACAGAGUUAAAAAAAACAUAAUAGGAUCUAACCGGAAAGGAAACUAAAGACAAUAAAGAAAAAUAGUAAAUAGUGAAAAAA